Molecule: messenger RNA, 990 nt
Organism: Chaetomium globosum CBS 148.51
Lineage: Eukaryota; Fungi; Ascomycota; Sordariomycetes; Sordariales; Chaetomiaceae
Exons: 2
Coding region: 1-990 (329 amino acids)
Source: RefSeq, a predicted model, not a curated record
AUGAACCAAUUAACCUCCUCUUUUCGCAUGCCACGAGUCGACCAUGUUCUCUCGGUAGACGGCGAGCUGCAAUUUGGCGUUGAUCACCAAACUGCGCUAGCUGCUUGCCAAAUCGUGGCCAACAACGCGUUUGAUGGCUUCCUGGCCCUCGACAAGGCCGGCGCACAGCCAGUCAACGCACCGGUCUCAUCCGACAUCAUCCUUACGGCCAGCGAAUACUAUUUUAUCGUCCCGAGCAGCCCACGCACGCAUCUUGUCCCGAGUAACGAGCGGGCUUGGUUUGUACGUAACGGAAUGAGCAGAAAUGGCGUCAAUGCGGUUGUCGAUAUCGACGAUCCGGCCAACUGUAUCGCACUGAGGUCUGACAUCUCUAUAUGCUUGGAUGCAUGUGCCUUUGUACUCGUGCCCAAGGUUCCUGAGGCUCUGCCAGCUACGGGAGCCAACCCGGGUCAUAACUCCGUGCUCUCCGCUACCGAUGGCACGCAGCAGAAGCAACAACAACAGCAGCACCAGCAGUACCAGUACGCGGUAAACAUACUCUCCGGGGCGGACACCAUGUUCUCGGGCGUUCACUAUGACAUUCGCCUGCCCCACUCCCGGCUCGCCAACUGUUCACGUGAGUUCCUCUACCCACGCUUCGCUCUCAAUAUCUUUAUAGCCGUCAAGGCGUUCGUGACGGCCGGCCAGCGUCGGCGGGUGGCCCGUUUUAUGGUUGUCGAUGAGGGCCACGGGCCGGAGCUCGUGGAGGAGGAUAUUGAUGGGCUGGCCUUGUUUGCCCUCUACGGGGCCGGGAAGUCUCGAAGCGCGAGGCCCGCAGAGCGUACCGGGGAGGGAGGGAGUCACAGCCAUGGCGGCCAGCAAGAUGUGGAUGAGGAGGGUUAUUUCACCUCGGAAGACGAAGAAGCUGACGAUACCGUAUGGGAAAGGCACGUACGUGAUAUUGAAGAAGAGCAGCGCGGCCGGUCGCGUAAAAGGGCGAGGCGGGCCUGA